Aspergillus pseudonomiae is the source of this 1815-nucleotide messenger RNA. Its product is annotated as DUF3176 domain-containing protein. Bases 1 to 1815 code for a protein of 604 amino acids. The record is from RefSeq and is a predicted model, not a curated record. NCBI's taxonomy places the organism in Eukaryota, Fungi, Ascomycota, Eurotiomycetes, Eurotiales, Aspergillaceae. The transcript has a single exon.
AUGGAUCCAAAACCAAGUCAGCAUGUGUCAGAGGUGGAAAGCCCAGAUUCAACUGAUCGAUUGCUGCCUGAGGAGCAGAGCUUGCAGCAGAACAAGUUCCAGCGCCAUUUAAACACCUGGAAUGCACUUCUCACUGACACAUGGUUUCCUGAAACUGUCGCAAUGAUAUUUAGCGUUGCGUGUUUUGUUGCUAUUAUUGCUCUUGUCAAAGCGUUUGAAGGGAAGCCAGCGCCAGUUUUCUCGCGCGUGGUGACACUGAACGCCGUUGUCUCAGUAUUAGGGACAGCAUCCAAAUGCUCCCUUCUUUAUGUGGUGAGCCAGUCUAUUAGUCAAUGGAAAUGGGUAUUGUUGAAGACCGAAAGGCGGCAACUACGUUGUAUUCAAACCAUUGAUGAUGCUAGCCGCGGACCUUGGGGCUCCAUCACACUUCUGACCCAUGAACGGUGCUCUGUUCUCUGGAUUGGAGCAGCAAUCAUGGUGUUCACACUGGCGCUCGAUUUUUCGGUUCAGCAAAUCAUAAGGCAUUCGACUGAAAAUGUGCAGAGCCCCACUGGCUAUGCGGUGGCUAAGCAAGCGCUCAGCAUUGACCCUGCGUGGUACGAUAAAAGAUUUCGCAAUGCUGCGCACGCUGGGUUGUGGUACAAUUAUGACCCAAUCCCAAGCUGUUCAUCUGGAAACUGCACUUGGGACAGAUUCACCUCCAUCGGCUUCUGCAGCAAAUGCGAGGACAUGACGUCUGUUGCGAAAAUAGAAAACUGUACUUACAACAUACAAGACCGAGAUCCCGUUCAAAUGGUUCCGUGCAAUGUUUCCCUCCCUUCCGGUAUAUGGUCGGCAGAACCCAUAUAUACGAGACCGGGUGGUGCCAUGUAUUUACCAAAAGAUAUAAUAUGGCAAGUUGCAUGGUUCACCACUGGUAUUGACGAUCCUGUGGAGAGUAAAGCCAUGGUCUUCGCACACGCUGAGUUGGAUGUUGAUAAAAGGAUCAACGACACCAUUCCUCUCCCCGAAGGAAGGCUCAAAAUCAAACGGGUAAUGAAAUGUGCCAUAUCGUUUUGUGCUCGAGAUUACAAAAUUACUGUUUCACACGGUGCUCCUGCAAUUACCCUCACCAAUCCGGAUUGGGGGCGCAUGUACCCUUUCUUUGAUGAACAGAAGACUAGUCGCUCUCAACAGGGGUGCUGGACACCAAACCGAGCUUUGGGGAAAACGUCAAUCCGAGACCAAGAGGCUAAUCUACCUAAACCUACCAGAGGUUCUAAAGAUUCGGUCUGCCACAACUUCCUAGACCUUGUGGAGAAGUUCGGCAAUUUGAUGAGAGUCUUCUCUGGUGUAACUCACUGGGAAUGGUACCAGCCCGUAGGAUCAAACUGGACACUCAAAGAUAUCGGAAAUCCAGAUUCAGCUAUUCGAUAUGUCACCUCGAGAAUAUUAGAGGUUGGUGUUGGGGAAGCGGCGAAAAAUGUUGCUGCCUCUUUGACUAACGAUAUUCUGGACAAUAGCACCGAUACUGUAAACGGCACUGCGUUCGUUACUGAAGACCAUAUAUACUUUAAUUGGGUGUGGAGUAUUUUCCCCACGUUGGUUCUUACUGCUGGUGUGGUAUUCUAUAUAGCAACAGUAUGGGCCAGUCAGCUUGAAGGGGUUUGCGUGUGGAAGGCAUCUAUAUUGCCCGUGUUAUACAAUGGAACUGAACGAAGUGUAUCGAAUGGUCAUCACGACCUGACAACUGUCAGCAAGAUGAGCUCUGUGUCUCAAUUGACCGAUGUUCAACUGCAGCCAUCGGAUUCGACAGGAAGUAUGGUAUUACGAUAA